CAAACUCGUAUGGCCAUGACUGAUAUGAUCGAUUUACAAGCAAGCGAGGGGGAUCUAUCCGACUACUAUAUGCGCCUCAAGAAAAUCUUCAGCAACGAAACACGGUUGCAAAGCCGCGAGGCGUCCAUCAGCAAACGGAGCUCCAGAGUCCACAAAAAUAUUCUUAGUGCCAAGGAGGCCAUCGAACGGCAGGAGCGCGACUUUGGCAAGCUGCAAAAAGUGUUGCUGAACCGCAACCAGGAACUGGAACGGAGAUUCACCUUGGGCGAGGCAUUGGCGCAGCAGCUCGAGGUGACCCGGCAGCGCAACGCGGACAUGGAGGCGCAGCUGUUGCGGCACACGACGGAGGGCAGGCAGCGCAGCAACGAGCUGAUGGAAUGCAUGCACAGUCUCAAGCAGGCAACGGGGACGUACAUCAACCACGAGGCGUUCCCGGCGCGUCUCAAUGGUGUCAGCGUAGUGCGGGCCGACGACGGCGACAUCAAGUUGAUACCCUUCUCUUUGGACGGCAACGACGCCGACGGCCUGCACACGCUGUGGCGGUCUUUACACACCCGCACUGACAAUGCCAGCAAGUGGCGGAAGCUCAUUUCGGACCAGGAGGUGGCUGGGGCCAGUCCAGUUACCCCAAGCGGGAGUGAGAGACCGAAGGCGACGUUGAAGCACAGCAACUUUAUGCCGACAUCUAUAAUUGAGAUUGAUCUCACCUCGCCGACAAAUGACGCCUCAUGAAUUGACUGCCACUCCAGUGGCAUUUUUCCGAUUAAUAUUAAAUUUGUAUAAAGAAUAAUUAAUAAAUAAUAUUUAACUCGUCUUAAGUUA
Molecule: messenger RNA, 822 nt
Organism: Drosophila pseudoobscura
Lineage: Eukaryota; Metazoa; Arthropoda; Insecta; Diptera; Drosophilidae
Gene: Spc25
Product: Spc25
Exons: 3
Coding region: 10-732 (240 amino acids)
Source: RefSeq, a predicted model, not a curated record